AAAGACCUUACUGUAGACCUAUAACUUCGCUGGUACCCUACCAUAUAGCUGGCACAAUACGGAAAAAGCUCUUACACCUCUGAAAUCCACAGAAGUAAGACGCGAAUCGAACAUCAACAAUUAAAUUGUACACACUUUGAGGCCAGCAACAAUUUUUAGUGACUGACACGUGCGAAUGUCAAAGACUCAGCAGAAGAAGUCACAGAUUCGUACAAGCGUCACAGACUGGCACGUUCAGAGCUCAGCCCAGCUGGAAGAUGAAAAGUAGGCUGCCAUGGUGCUGACCCAGCGAUGUGUGAGCGCUCCCCAGCUUCUCUGUCUGGCGGUGCUCAGCUCCUUCCUGCUAGGACAGGCUGCUUCAUACAACUGCAGCGCGGGCUCAGCAUGUGGAUGGUUGGCGGUGUGCUCCGAUCACCAGUGUGUCUGCCAGGACCCUUUCACCCUACAUGCCAACGGGAGAGAUUGCCAGAAUGGUGUGUGUCGUUCAUCUCCCAGUCGGCCGGGGUCUGUCUGAGCAGGUGUGAGGGGACUGCGGAGGAGAGGGACGGGAACCUAGUGUGUACAGUUCCCCACGUACCAGAACGACGGCUUCGAGACAGAGAGCCAAGCAGACUACUCCCCGCACCGGAUCGACCCGCUGGAAUAUGCUAAUGAGCUGGACAGGCUCCGCCCCCAGGCCGACACGCUGAUGGCUCUUCUGAGUCAGACACGGAGCAAGACCCGAGCGAUGGCCGCCUCCGACCCACGGCUCCCCACAUACAAAGGAGUGAUUCACCAGCUAUGCCGUGUUCUGGUACUACUCCACAAGAAGGACCCAGUGGUCAGUAUCCCGUCGGACGCCCCGGGACUACUGCACUGGGCGCAGCAGAUGUUGGACGACCACCGAGAGCAGCAGUCUUCCUCCGGAGGUACCAUAGAGCUCCCCGUGGCCCAGAUCUCCACGGUUGACCUUGGCCUGGAAGCUCCGACAAGCCCGGUGUACGCGACCCCUGACAGCAGUCAAGGUCACUCAUCACCGAUCCCGCCGGCCGUGGCCAGCCCCUACAGCUCUGUGCCCGUGCCUGUCAAUCACGGGACUUUUGGGCGGAGCAAACGGCCAGGUUUUGCCACGAUCAGCCGGACUCCCUCGGUGCCCAACGGAGCUCUGAUCCGCUCGCUAGAAGCUGACGACAAUAUCCAAAACAUUUUCGCUGGUAAAGCAGAAAGCAACCCCGGCGCUGAGUCGCGCACAUCCACUUUUCUGCGCCGCGAGGAUUUUCAAAGUUUCUUGAUAGACGGUGGUGAGAAAUCGGAGGCUCACAAUUCUUCGCUGGAAAGGAGCUCCAAUAAGGAGAACCUUGCCUCGGAAUCCGUGCAGACAAUUUCGAAAGUUGAUGGUUUCGACGGAGAAGCCGUGGUUGAGAUGAGAAAAAGGACUUUGAAACCCAACCAACCCGCCGCAGACCGCCCGGUGCCCGCCCAAAAACCCGCACGUGCCAAAUAUCCAGGAGCCGCUCCACCGGGCGGCGGGAUAGAGAGUGCCAAAAGUGUCAAAAAAAACAUCAUUACCAACCCCAACGCCAUCAAGAAAUCCAGCUCACUGACAGCCAAACACGGGAAAGCCAGCACGUCUGCUCCGACUAUGGGCUACUUUGCCAAUGGUCACUACUACGACCCGAACCCAAUGCCUGUACAGGAUGGGGAGCUCUACGCCCCGGGCAGCUCCUACAGUGACCGCAGCAACGUCAUGUCCACCUUCCUGGGAGACCUGCCAAACUCAAGGUCGCCGUCUGCCAGCAGUUGUGAGGAUGACGGCGAGGAUUCGGAGAACAGCGGAGGUGACCUUGACGUUUUCCCAUUUGACCCCAACGACGCCACGGACCCAGUGGAAGUUUAGUCCUGCUGUGUGUGUGUGGGGGGGGGGGGGGGGGGGAGAGGAGGGGGGAGGUGAUACUGGUUGUGAAUUCUCUACUUUUUUUCGUGGCAAUACCUGGCGGAAGAAGGCUGGGGUCAGGGUACGGAGUUCCUCUGUCUGUGUUUGUUGUUAUGAUAUCAUUAUAAUGAUACGUUUGUGUUUUUCUGUAGCACACAUCUACGCUCUACAGCAAGCUCUGUCUGCUGUAUACAGGGCUCAUACAGGUCUGGGACAACUCUUGGAAUUUGUUUUUAUUUUCCAAGACAUGGACAACUCUUGGAAUUUUGGAGCAAAAUUCUUGGAAAAGUCUUUGAAAAACAAAUUUUUAACUAGAUCUAUUGUAAAAAUAUUUCCUCGGAGUUUAGAAAGCUUCGACGGAACGCAGUCAGGAGUGUACCAUAAUGCAUUUGUGCCGCUGAAUGAACAAUUUUCUUCCGAAAUGACACAUCUUUUGUCUUGGAAAAAAGAAAUCUGGUCUUGAAAACUCUUGGAAAAGUCUUGGGGAAAAAAAAUGUCCCGCUCAGUAUGAGCCCUGUUUACAACUAUAUAUAGAUUAUUACCCCAGCAGACUCUGGAACUAGAACCAGAACACCCAAAAACAUUCUCAGCUUCUCAGGAAGCGUACAGUGCAAGGUGCUGAUUACACGCGUUUAAGCUCGAACAAACCUACAAGAUCUUUGGCCGUCAAUAGCCGAGACUCAUUCCCACCGGGGUAAGUGUCCAGCGUCUUUUCCAAGGACACAACGUCAGGUCCCUGAUGGGAUUCAAACCCAUGAGCUAACACUUACAAGCCCAACAGCGUAACCUCUAGACCACUAACACCACAGUGUAUUUAGACUUGGUCGCCUUUAAGGACAAGCGGGCUAACCCAGAUUUCGGGGGUUUCCAGAAAUCUCGACCUACACCAAA
This is a messenger RNA of Aplysia californica (California sea hare), 2803 nucleotides long. RefSeq lists its product as uncharacterized. The record is from RefSeq and is a predicted model, not a curated record. NCBI's taxonomy places the organism in Eukaryota, Metazoa, Mollusca, Gastropoda, Aplysiida, Aplysiidae.